AUGAUGAUAUACGGGCAUCAAGAUAUUGAUCUCGCGGGUCCCAGUCCAGGUUCGCCUCCAGGUAUGACGUCCUCCAAGUCGUCAAAGUCCUCUUCUUUCAAAUCUUUCCAUUCCGACGACACUAGCGUCCUGGACGACGUUAGCCACUUUGAAGAAAUCGGUCUUGAUGACGAUGCUUCCCACUACGACACACAACGCGUUCGCGAGUCACAUUCGAAGCCUUCUCAACCCUACGCCAGGUCCUACUCCAAUGACUUCCGCCCUCCAUCAUGGAAACCACCGCACUCUCGUUCCCCUCCGAUGACACGAGACCUCGCGAAGCCUAGAAGCACAGGUCCCACGGUAGACCUCACUCCCCACUCCCGUGUUUCCUCUCGACCACCCUUCUUGAGCUUGAAGACCGAGAGCCACCUCCUCAACCGCCGUAGCCCAAGCGCUGACCGCCUUUCCGACCCCCGUCGAAGCCCGGUGAACCCGGUGAACCCUCGAGGCUUCGCGAGCCACUCGACGACUUCCCUUCAAUUUCCCCGCAAGAACCGCAGCCCAAGCCCGAACUUCUCCCUGCUACCGAGAGACCCCAACGUACCCCUGAAACCGCGCCGGGGUAGCUGGCAGUCGAACCAAGACAGGAAAUCGACGUUUGAGUUGGAAAAGGAGUGUGACGAGGACGACACCGACGACAUUCCGGAUGGCCUCAUUCUCGACAAUGUUCCCAUCUCCCCUAGACCCAAGUUCGAGCGCACACCAAGCAGGCCAACCUCCUCUGGAGCAUCCCCCAACAGGCCGCCAAAGGAACGUGUCCGUAGUGUUGGCAACGGAACAUCUCCGAUCCCAGUUGAGACAGGAUGCUUGCGCUCCCCAUCGUGGAAGUCUGACACCGCUCUAUCGUCAAUUGGCGAGCGUGGGCCUGAGCCGCUCAAGACCCGGGCAAGGAGCUGGAAUCUCGCAUUGGCAGAACUCAAUGCUGACGCCAAAGAUUUGACGGAGAAGCUCGAAGAGCACUCGGAUUCUGUGCGUGAAAAGGCCGCGGAAACUGCCAAUCCUACAGGACGUCACACGUGGAAUGGCAAAUCUCUCGAGCAACAUGCCCAGAAGCCCCGGGUCAAGUCCGCCCUUCCCGACCUUCCUUCACUUCGGAGCCAGACCAACAUCAUGAUUGACCCACUUCCUAUUUCCAAGGAGAAGGAGGCUGUGCUUAGUCGCACACGGCCAUCAUGGCUUCCUCCUAAGGACCCCGCGGAAGAGAAGCGUCAUCUGCGUGAAUACAAGAGAAUGAUGGCACGUAGCGCCGAGGCAGAACGCCGCCGCGAGGCCUCACGCUCGGCGCAAACGUCUUCACGAGAUCUCAAGGCCGACAGCCUGAUGCACAUUUGGGAGGAUGAUAUCAUCCCGAGAUGGACCGACGCCAUCCGAGAACGCCGCACCCGCGAGCUGUGGUGGAAGGGAAUCGCACCGCGCAGCAGAGGGCAGGUCUGGUCAAGGGCCAUUGGCAACGAACUCGGUCUGUCGGAAAAGUCCUACAAGGCUGCCCUAGGCCGGUCUCAAGAGCUUGAGGAGCGAGUCAAGGCUGGCAAGGGUGAUUCGGAGGACAUCCAGAGAGCGGCGUGGCUGUCAGCUAUCCGCAAAGAUGUGGCCGAGCACACUUGGCAAGAUCUUCGGAUCUUCCAAGUCGGCGGACCUCUUCACCAGAGUCUCGUCGACGUCUUGUUUGCCUAUGCGCUGUACCGGAGCGAUAUCGGCUAUGUUAAGGGUUGCAACACUGUUGCCGCCCUUCUUUUGCUGAAUCUUCCCUCGCCGUCCGCAACAUUCAUCGCCCUCGCCAACGUCCUGAACCGUCCGUUGCCUCUAAGCUUCUACUCAGAAGAUCCCGGUGCGAAGGCUUCGGCCUAUAACCUCGUGAUGCAGACUCUGAGCGUCAAGGCUCCCCGUCUCCACGAGCACCUGACUAAGGACAUCUCCGAGGGUGACGCGGAUUUCUACCUGGGCCAUUUCUUCAUGGGACUCGGAACGACACACUUGGCUAUGGACGAGGCCGCUCGCCUGUGGGACGUGUACGUCUUUGAGGGCGAUGCGGUCUUGGUGCGAGCAGCCGUGGCCACUCUCAUGCGUCAUGAAAUGGCACUUCUUGGCGCCAAGUCCGCUGGAGAAGCCAAGAAGCUGGUCGAAAGCGGCGCCAACAAGGAUGGCCGUAAGGCUGUCGUUGGUGACGAUGGCGCCGAAGACCACUGGAUGCGAUCGGUUCGUGAAGCGGGCAAAGCCUAA
Messenger RNA from Colletotrichum orchidophilum, 2262 nucleotides. Its product is annotated as TBC domain-containing protein. Gene Ontology annotation, biological process: activation of GTPase activity. The record is from RefSeq and is a predicted model, not a curated record. Gene Ontology annotation, molecular function: GTPase activator activity. Lineage: Eukaryota; Fungi; Ascomycota; Sordariomycetes; Glomerellales; Glomerellaceae. The coding region runs from base 1 to 2262 and encodes 753 amino acids. The transcript is spliced from 2 exons.